Dalotia coriaria is the source of this 2041-nucleotide messenger RNA. Its product is annotated as trans-Golgi network integral membrane protein 1-like. The record is from RefSeq and is a predicted model, not a curated record. Lineage: Eukaryota; Metazoa; Arthropoda; Insecta; Coleoptera; Staphylinidae.
UAAAUGCUGCAAUGGCAUUGGUCAAAUACGUUUUGUCAUCAUAACGCAGUGAAUAAAAAAAAAGCGCAUACUCUUUUAUAUCAAAUUUUAUCUACAUCACGCUAGAUCGGCUGAGACUUUUGUUAUCCACGUAGAUUUUAAGCCUUUCAAGAUACUACGUAAAAUAUCACCAAUGUAGGACCAGAGCACGUAAUACUAAACUACCGAUACCUAACCUAGUUGCGAAUCGAAGUUCUACAUUUUGCGAAACGAAAACUACAAAAUGUAUCCGAGAAACUGCUUAGUUGUAUCCUGCCUGCUCUUGUUGCUGAUCACGUUUGUGCAAAACGCGCCAGCCAGUCAAACGAGUGUGCUUGAUAAGCUGAUUGAACUCACUCAGAACAAGUGCACUUAUUUACAAAACACAACACUUCUUCAAGUAAACACUCCAACGUUUCUUCAAAAAUGUGGCAGCUAUGAUGAAGCCCUCAAUGCAAACUUAACCCAGUGGCACAACAUUGAAAAAUUGCAUUGUUUGCUGUACUAUGAUACCUUUGAGCAGCUGUGUUUGAUUGAAAAUGGUGAGUUUGUGACCAAGUUAAUCAGUCCGGCAGCUAUUAAACUGGCUGACAAUGCAUCUGUGGAAAAUGUAUGCAAAGAUCUACGCGCUUUUUACACCAUAUAUAAUUUAAGUAAACCUGCAAGUAUAAUGUUAAAUAACCAUAUUUGUGAACGGAUUUGUAUAGAUUUGAAUUCUGAUGAUCAUUCGGUGAAAGCAUGCAGUUACUCUGCAUUGAUGGCAUUUGCCAAGUUACAGGUGAAUAACAUGACAAAAAAUGUUCAUAAACCAGCUGACACAGCAGCAAUUCAUCCAGUGGUUGUACCUAAACCUUCUAAUACAGUCACAGAUGCACCAAAACUUGUCCCCAAUAAGAAUAUAGAGAAGAAUACAAAGAACUCUCAAGAGGUGCAAGUUGCUGCAGUUAAUAAAGCUCCACAGUCAAAUGUUCAACAACUCAAAGUUGAACAGAAGAUUCAAUCAAAUUCUGACAGCUCCAUCAAACAGACGAAAACAAUGAAUCUGCAAACAAAUUGCCUCCUUCAGCUUCAGCAUCAGGCUCUCAAUCAGCGCCAGCUGUGGAAUCCUGUAAAACCAAGCGCUGCACCGAAACCCACUGAGAAUAUAAUGGAUACCGCGGAUAAAACGCCGCCGGGUAAAGUUACGAAGGCAACUCAAACACAGGUUGAGCCUCAAUUGCCUGAAGUUAAAGCUCCUCCACCUGUGGUUGAUGAACCGGAAGUAAAACAACCAGCCGAGAGCAACGUGGUGGUUGAUUCCAAGAUAGAGCCCAUUAAACCCGUUGAAAAAGAUGAUGAUGUGUAUGGCAAUCGAGUUGAAAUGGAUGACGAUGAUCCACCGUUUUCCGUUGGUGAUGAAGAACACCUUCCACCACUACCCAAAGAAAAACCGUUAAGUACUAAUGAAGACGAAGAUUUCAAUCGUAGCGUCACUAACGAUGAUCUGUCAACCAAUGAUUCGUACUUCUUUUCGUAUUUCAUGAUGUUUUGCAUUUUGUUUGUGAUGGGCUAUGUUGGGUAUCACAACAAACAAAAGGUCCUAGCUUUAGUCCUGGAAGGAAGACGCGGAAGAAGGCAGCCACGUCGUCGCCCGAACUCGGCCAACUAUCACAAGCUGGAUAGUAAUCUCGAAGAGGCGGUGACUUCGUCGUGCGACAAGACGACGUCGAACGUGAUUUACUAGUAUAAUUGAUGUACUUGUAUAUAUAUUAUGUGGUAAUGUUCAUUCCUGGUACCCGGCGCAAUAUGAAUUCAUUGAGGAGCGAAAUGCAUUUAAAGCAUUCAAAAUUGAUUUGAUUGUGUGAUAUAUAUUUUCGGUUCAUUUUUCGAAAGACGGACAAAACACUACUUAAUUUAUCUUUUCAUAUAUAUUAAUGUCAUGAUUCAUUUUUUCUUCAUAACCUCAAUGUUAUCGUUAGAAGUAUGUUUCUUUUUUAAUUUGAUGGCGAAAUUUGAAAAUAUAAUAUGAUUUAAGACUUCUUUA